UUCAGGGUAUAAAAAAAUAAAAUUACCAAAAAUAUUUCAUUUAAAUACUUACCUGAUUGCCGAUGCCAUUGGGGGUCCUCUAAUCUGAAAAGAAAAAGAAGAAAAAUAUUAAUAUUUCAAUUUUCAACUCACCACUACAUAGAUGGAGAGGGUAUGCGCCAGCCGGCGCAUGCCAGUGAUUGACGCCAGUGCUCCAUGGAUGCACACUGGCCACGCACUAACGCUUAAUGGCUGCCAAUCCGGACGACGAGCUGCGCGGGACGCACGCAUUCCACCGAUGACAAUGUAUGCAGCCGCACACUGAAAUAAAAAUGAACCACAAGCCAUUAUCAGCGUUAGACGACAACAAGAGGGCUACUUAUCUGACGAGCUGCGACCAUUCCAGCGACGAAGAAGGAUGUCCACGAUGACUGCCACCAACGUACCUGCAAAAUAGAAUAAGUUAAUAUUAAGUUAAUUUUUAAUGUAUUUAUGUUGAAUGUUAAUUUAUAUUAUUCUUAUUGUCACUAAAUGUAAUUGUAAUUGUCUUUUGCCAUUAUGUAUGUUAAACAUGUGAGUUAGUGAUGUAAAUUGCAUGUAAAUAUUAUAUGUAUAGUUAGCGUCACUAAGUUAAUCGCACGAGUGACUACUGGAUUUUAACCCAUUCAACCCAACAAGUGCCUGAAGAUGCUGAGAUUACUACUCACACCAUAGUUGCUCACCCGAGUAAUAAGUUGAGUGUCGCGAGCGUGAUCGGACGCACACCGCUGAGCGCGAGGCCGGCGGGCAAUUAGUAGUCUAGCUUUGUAAAACUAUAUUAAGCCAAGACUGCGGUGAAUAAUAAAAAAAGCACGUAACAGAAGUGACAAUGCUGCCUCUAUGGCUAUGACCAUUAAACAACAUCUAUGCAACGCCAAUGCUGUCAAGCAGCCACAAAUGCCACAGCAACAGCAACAGCAGCAAUGGAAACAGCCACAAAUGCCACUGCAACAGCAGCAACGGAAACAGCCACAAAUGCCACAACAACAACAACAGUCAAUUAAAGUAAAUAAAUUGCCUAAACAGAAGCUACCACAGCAGCCGCUAAAAAAUGUAAAGCCAUAUCCCAAAAAACAAAGUCAAUCAACAUUACUUAGUUAUGCUGACGCUCUGAAAGCAAACCACCAUCCUGUCCAAUUGAAUCAACCAAUUGCUAGGCAGCAACCACAGCCACAAGAGGGACUGCGCCGAAAACUGCCAUAUGAAGACGUCAGUACUGAUGCUGCCACUAAAUACAAAUAUGAAUCUCGUCAACAUAAAAAUGUCAAUACUAGCACAGAUCAGAAGCUAGACAUUCUUAUUAGUUUGAUGCUGGAGGAGCGUAAGCGUCCUGCUGCCCCAGUAGUCAACAACAACAGCAACAACUCCAGUAGUAACCUGGAAGAGAAGAUCGACAAGCUGAUCAAUAUGAUUGGAUUGUUGGCCACUCACCUGAUGAAAGACAAUCGAAUAAAAUAAUUACUGCUCUAAUGCACAUGAUUGUGCCCAAAUUGCAUAUGAAGAUGCAAAUGCGUAAGCAAAUGCAAAUUCAUAUGUAAUCAACAAUUACAAAUAUAUAUACUAUAUUUGUAUAGUCCGUAUUAAGAAAAACACAGCCCGUACAGAUGCCCCGUCUCCUUGAAGUCCGAUGCCAGAAGUCCGAUGCCAGAAGUUCAAUGCCGAACCUGAAAUAAAACGGAGUCCAAUUUUAUUACACACUUACCUAUGUCCGAUGCCAGAAGUCCAAUACCUGCAAUUAAACGAAGUCAAUACCAAUAUCAUUACACACUUACCUAUGUCCCGUCCCUGGAUGACCAAGAUGGAGCAGUUGAUUUGCUGAAUCUGUAAUUGAACAGAGUUCAGUAAAUUGCCAAUAAUGAUGACCACAUACCUGCUUUCCCGAUGGAUGCAGUUGAUUUGCUGAAUCUGUAAUUGAACAGAUCUCAGUAAACUGUCAAUAAUGAUGUCCACUUACCUGCUUUCUGCCAUUUGAGGAUCUGAUGGUGCUGGUGCUAGUCUCCAGCAAACUUGAGAUGCCUAAUAUUUACCAUGUGUCGCUGGUCCAAAUUGCGGUGCCAGCAGCCAUUCAUCUUGUCCUGCAUAAUUUCCACCGAUUGUGCUGCCACUGACGGAGGCCGUCUGUCCCUGAUGGUCCUGAUGAUUUCCUCGCCUAGAUGUCUCCUCACCUGUAAAUAAAUAGAAAAUAAUUUGUAUUAUUAGCUAAGUUAAUUUAAGUUUUCCUAUUGUUAUUUGUAAAUAUAGUUCUAAGUCACAAUAGCUCUAAGUUCGCUAUUCAAAAUGAUCGCACAUCGAUAACAUUUAUUAACUACGAUAGUAAUGCCAAUAAUCUACUCAGCCCUGGCUGAGCAGUUCCCCAGCAACUCGAGCCCUGACUGCUCUGCGUAGCAUGUUUUCAGGCGCCACUUAAUUUCUAAACAAAUGAUACUAGGUAUCGAUUGAGAUAUUUACAGCCCGCGCCCUGCCAUGGCCAGCCUACUGGCGGUGGUGGAGGUGAAUGGCAGGGGUGGGCAGCCCAGCCAAUUGCUCGUUGGACGGCAGCGAGAUCGGUCGAGAGCGCAGCCGCCAGCAGGCACCUCACCUAGAAAAAAACCAAAACUGACGCCAUUUCAACCUACCUUACUCUUCGCUUAAUCAAAAUAUAAAUUCGCAUUUGCAACUAAGAAUACCUGCACUGACUUAAAUAACACACAAAACUAUAAAUUUAACCGAAAGCCAAAAUGCAAUAAACUUUAUCCAAACUAAAAUAGAAAACUUUUAAAUAAGCAACUAGCAAUUAAACCUCAAUUUAUUGAAGACCUGCAAACUCAUAAUCGAACAAAGUAAAACCAAAAGUUACGCCAUUUCAACGUACCCUGCUCUUCGUAUAACCAAAACAUAAAAUAGCACUUACAAAUAAUAAUACCCUCACGGAUUUAAAUAAAACACAAAGCUACAAAAAUUAA
Molecule: messenger RNA, 2960 nt
Organism: Drosophila mojavensis
Lineage: Eukaryota; Metazoa; Arthropoda; Insecta; Diptera; Drosophilidae
Product: RNA polymerase II degradation factor 1-like
Exons: 2
Coding region: 859-1476 (205 amino acids)
Source: RefSeq, a predicted model, not a curated record